GGAAUAAUUCCGCUUCCGUUUGGAAAGGGGCAGCCUCAGUCUCCGCGGCCGCCGCCUGCCCUGCCGCCGUCUCCUUUGGGGCGCCCCAGUCCGACCCGGCCCGGCCCUCCCGGAGCUCCGCUCUCUGCUCCCCGCCAUGGCAACCUCUCCCCAGAAGUCGCCCUCGGCCCCCAAAUCUCCCACCCCCAAGUCACCCCCGUCCCGGAAGAAAGAUGACUCCUUCUUGGGGAAACUUGGAGGAACUCUGGCCCGGAGAAAGAAAGCCAAGGAGGUGUCUGACCUUCAGGAAGAAGGGAUGAAUGCCAUCAAUUUACCUCUCAGCCCAAUCCCCUUUGAGCUGGAUCCCGAGGACACCAUGCUAGAGGAGAAUGAAGUCCGGACAAUGGUGGAUCCAAAUUCACGGAAUGACCCUAAACUGCAGGAACUGAUGAAGGUAUUAAUUGAUUGGAUUAAUGAUGUUCUGGUUGGAGAAAGGAUAAUUGUGAAAGACUUGGCUGAAGAUAUGUAUGAUGGACAAGUCCUGCAGAAGCUUUUUGAGAAACUCGAGAGUGAGAAGUUGAAUGUUGCCGAGGUCACCCAGUCUGAGAUUGCCCAGAAGCAAAAGCUACAGACUGUGUUGGAAAAGAUCAACGAAACACUCAAACUGCCCCCAAGGAGCAUCAAGUGGAAUGUCGACUCUGUCCAUGCCAAGAGCCUUGUGGCAAUCCUGCAUCUUUUGGUGGCUUUGUCCCAGUAUUUUCGAGCCCCAAUCCGACUCCCAGACCAUGUUUCCAUCCAAGUUGUUGUGGUUCAGAAACGGGAAGGAAUCCUCCAGUCUCGGCAAAUCCAAGAGGAAAUAACCGGUAACACCGAGGCUCUAUCGGGAAGGCAUGAGCGUGAUGCCUUCGACACCCUGUUUGACCAUGCUCCAGACAAGCUCAAUGUGGUGAAAAAGACACUCAUCACCUUUGUGAACAAGCACCUGAAUAAGCUGAACCUGGAAGUCACAGAACUGGAAACCCAGUUUGCAGAUGGAGUGUACUUGGUGCUGCUCAUGGGCCUCUUGGAGGGCUACUUUGUGCCUCUACACAGCUUCUUCCUGACCCCAGAGAGCUUUGAGCAAAAGGUUCUUAACGUGUCGUUUUCCUUUGAACUGAUGCAAGAUGGAGGGCUGGAAAAACCAAAGCCAAGGCCAGAAGAUAUCGUCAAUUGUGACCUGAAGUCCACCCUUCGGGUGCUUUAUAACUUGUUUACCAAGUACAGGAAUGUGGAAUGAAGAAAGAAUGGACCUGGAUCCCAGGGAUGUGCCAGUGACUCACUUCACACCUCUGAGCUGAGGCAGCUGGACGGGACGCCUAAUCGAAAUGAACUCUAUUCUCACCACGCUGAAUGCUAGCUGGGAUUACUUACUCAGAUUAUGUAAUUAAAAUUUUGGAGGGAAAUUAUUAGGUACUUACUGGAUAUCUAGCUCUGGAUUCCAAAAGGAUAUCUAGCUUUUAAAGUGCACCCCAGCCCUUAUGAUGUUAUAGAACUUAACUGUGACUUUCAUUUCCCAGCCCUUUCCCUCAAUAUGAGAAUUGGGACCCUUUAAGGAAGAGAGGUCUUUAAAGACUAGAACAAAAUAUGGGUUGUGAUAGGUAGGUGGGGGCACUUCCCUUUAGAGAACAUUUACUUGCUUUUUAUUUGUUUUUAACCAAAAAAGAGAGGCCGAGUGCUACAGUGUAUAGAGCUAGACUUGGAAUCAGAGACCUUGGUUCAGGUCUAGCCUUUAUCACAUACUAGCAAAAUGAUCAGGGACCUGAUCAAUUCUCAAAGUCUCUGAGUUACAGAUGAGUUGCCAAAUUGUAUCCGAGGAAGGACUUUCUAUGCCAGGAAUCCCUUAUAUUGAAGAAAUCACAGAUCUAGGCCAAGGGGGAAAAAUAAGACCUACCCUAGUGUGCCUUUCAAACUUCCUCCCCUCAUUUCUAAGUCAUCUCAGAAGGAUGGAGUAUGUAUGAGAAGGUGAGUGGAGGUCAGUUCCAUCAUGUGUGCUAUGACACAGUGAGGCUAAAGGGUCCACGCUGAAAUAGGGGAGUUGAAAUUUAAGCCAAAUCAUACUAUAUAUAGUCGAAAUUAUGUCUCAAAUACUUUUUACAAACUAAAAUGACUCAGUUCCUUUUGAUUGGUAAUAACAUGAGGCCUGGGUUUAGAUGUAACUUUUGGGCAAAUUCUGGAGGUAGUUUUUCUUCUUUAUUACCUGUAACGGAAAUGCCCUAUAUUUUCCUUCCUACUAAAUACCCAAUUCAUCAUAGUUGGAAAAAUACAUUGAGGCUUAUGGAGCAGAGACCAUCUCAGCAAUUCCCAGAAAGUGGGACCUUCUAGGAGGGAUCCUUGAUCUGUCAAACAAAGAAAAAUCCUUUCUACCCAUUUCCUAAUUGAUCACUAAAGCCAUCGCUAGCCAAGUUCAUCCAGCAGCAAUUGCCAGCUAAUUAAGGUGAGGAGGGAAAAAAGUCAUUUAGAACAAAGCUUAGCAGUUCACUUGUUCUGGAUUGUUCUGGUGCAGGGGUUCGGAACCUGCAGCCUCGAGGUCAUAUGUGGCCUUCUAGGUCCUUGGGUACAGCCUUCUGAGUCCAAGUUUUACAGAACAAAUCCUUUUAUUAAGGGGAUUUGUUCUGUGAAGUUUGGAUUUGGUCAAAAGGCUACACUUGAGGACCUAGAGGGUCACACGUGGCCUCGAGGCCACAGGUUCCCCACCCCUGGGGUAACAUGUAGCAUGACCCCAGGGAAGCUGACAGCUAUGUCCUAUAGGGAGAGCAAUAGUACCUGUGUGUUUGGAAGGGUGGGGGGGGUGGGUUAGCCUGCACGUCUUAAAUACAGGGGAAAGUAUGUGACAGAAAAAUGCUCAAUGUAUAUAACCAGCCUGCAGUGGUGCUUAUGGAGCUUUUAAAGGGCCCAGCCCUGAAAUGAACUAAAUACGAAUAGAUAAGUAACCUAUGUGUCAUUUAUAUUGUCUUUGCCUUAGAGAUACUAGAACUAUCACAGAGAGCCAGAAAAAUGGCCUGUUGGCCUCUCCCUCCUACAGAGAGGUCCAUGGAUGCCCUGUUACUGCUUUAGGACCAUUAUACAAGUCUGUCUCUCUUAUUAGCUUCCAAAGGGUCCAUUGGAAUAUAAAUCCAUACUGAACAAAAAGGGACCAGGCUGAUCAUGCUCCAGAAAUAUUCCUCUUAAGCCUUUGGAUGCGAACUUGCUGGUCUUCUCACCACAUGGUUUUUUACAAAAGCAGUAACUCAGAAUGAUUGCGUUCGAGAUGCAUUGUGUGAUGUUGGGGAUCAGUGUAUCGCUAGAGGAAUUAUUUUCUAGUUAAAGUUGUGAACUCUCCAAGAUGCAAAGGGGACAAGGUCCCUUGAGGGCAUUUAUCUAAGAAAGGCAAUUCUGCGAAUAGUUUGUGACAUUAUGUUUUUAAAAUUAUGUUCAUACUCAAUAUUUUAUGGUUUCUGCUGGCUUUCUUCCUUUUGGUUCCUGGUAGUAAAUCGAGAUAAAUAAUUGUUUUCUUUGUCUGAGUAAUACUGAAAAUGCUUUUAAAAAAUAGGAGGACUGUAUUCAUUUCUAAAUGCUUUGCUAGGAGGAUUUUACCUCUCCUUUUAAAAAAAGAAAUUGCACACAAGCAGCCAAUUGAUAAACAUUCUUACUUAGAUUCUUUGAUUGUUCAUUUUGUAUAUAUUCUAUAAGAAGGGGGAUGAAAUGAUCUGUAAACUUUUCAAAUAGUAAUAGGUGAAAGUUAUACCAGGCUUUACAUCCAUUAUCUUGUGUAAUCCUCAUACAAAUCCUGUUUUUCUUAUUUUUACAAAUGAGGAAACUAAGGCUCAUAGGUGUUAAAUGACUCACCCAAGGUCAUAUGUCAAAUCCGGUACUUAAAUCUAAGUCUUAUAGAAUUAAAAAGUCCUCAUAGAAA
Trichosurus vulpecula (common brushtail) is the source of this 3910-nucleotide messenger RNA. It is a transcript of the gene PARVA, whose product is annotated as parvin alpha. Gene Ontology annotation, cellular component: focal adhesion; actin cytoskeleton; cytoplasm. Gene Ontology annotation, biological process: establishment or maintenance of cell polarity; substrate adhesion-dependent cell spreading; cilium assembly. NCBI's taxonomy places the organism in Eukaryota, Metazoa, Chordata, Mammalia, Diprotodontia, Phalangeridae. The record is from RefSeq and is a predicted model, not a curated record. The transcript has 13 exons. Bases 137 to 1255 code for a protein of 372 amino acids. Gene Ontology annotation, molecular function: actin binding.